Vigna unguiculata (cowpea) is the source of this 822-nucleotide messenger RNA. RefSeq lists its product as uncharacterized. NCBI's taxonomy places the organism in Eukaryota, Viridiplantae, Streptophyta, Magnoliopsida, Fabales, Fabaceae. The record is from RefSeq and is a predicted model, not a curated record.
AUGGAUCGGAGUUGGGUGCAUGCUAGUCGAAUCACUGAUGUGUAUGAGAAUGGUGUUGAAGAGUUUCUUCAAUCUGCUCAGCGAAAUGCAACACUCGUGAAUGGAAAAUAUUACUGCCCUUGUAAUUGUUUGAAUGUGAGACGCCAAUCAAUUGAGUUGAUACGAGAACAUCUCCUUUGUGACGGUUUCUUAAAGAGUUAUAGAACGUGGACCUGGCAUGGUGAAGUUGUAAACCUCUCAAGCAUACCUCAAUCUCAAGAGUCGAAUGUAUAUCAUGAAGAUCGCAUGGAGGAUAUGAUUGAUGAUAUUGGAGAAGACAAUUUUAAAAGCGCACAAGUGUAUGAUUCAUUGAAAGAUGAUUCAGAAAAAUCUUUAUAUCCCGGUUGUACAAGAUUCAUGCGUUUGUCAGCAAUAUUAAAAUUAUUUAACAUCAAGGCAAGAAAUGGGUGGACCGAUAGAAGUUUCACUGAAUUGCUUGAAUUAUUGCAUGAAAUGCUCCCAGAGGGGAAUAUGUUGCUAACCCGGCAGGAGAUACUAUGUCCGAUGGGUAUGGAGUACCAGAAAAUACAUGCUUGUCCAAAUGAUUGUAUAUUAUAUAGAAAGCAGUUUGAAACAUUGACUAAGUGUCCAAGAUGCGGGGUAUCACGAUUCAAAGUGAAGGAUGAUGACGUGGAUGAAGAUAACAUGAAGAAGGGUCCUCCUGCAAAAGUGUUAUGGUAUCUUCCAAUCAUACCACGAUUUAAACGUUUAUUUGCCAAUGUUAAUGAUGCAAAAAACCUUAUUUGGCAUGCAAAUGGAAGAAAGAGUGAUGGAUUGAGUUAA